AUUUGACACUAAUGACAGUUUAAAUAAAAAGCGGAAUACGCGGAUGCGUCGUGUUUGCCGGGAAACUUCUACUAGUUUUACUAUCGUUCAAUGUUAAUCAUAUGGAUUAUUAAUUAGAUCUUCAUCAUGGAGAUAGAAUGUACUCAAAAGCUUGAGUGUACCCAGGAGCUAAAUAACACGCAAAUAGAAAGAACUGACCCCGAACAGAUUGGCUUCCUGGGAAUACAGGGUGCCACAUACCCCAUAAAAAGAGGUCCCAACAAAAUAGGCAGAGAUCCACAAGCAUGUAGGAUUUACCUGAACCUGAACUCAAUAUCCAGGCAACAUGCGGUGAUAAACGUGUUGAGUUUGAGCGACAUAAUGCUUAUGGAUUUAGAUUCUUCCAAUAAAACAAAAGUACAAGGUAAAACCUUGCAGCCAUACAUACCUUACCCGCUCAAAAACGGCGACAUGGUCCAGUUUGGUGCCAUAUUCGGUGUGUUCAGGUUGCUCGAGGAUGACAAUGACUUGCCGAUGACACAGGCUAUAGAUCUGCCUUGUACUCCGGCCCCGGUGCCCAAACAAAUGUCUAGGCUGGGGGCUCCGGUUUUGGUGCCAGAGUCGCCUGAAGUCAGUGACAUGGAUGACUCCUUUAUAAUGCCAUCACAACCUAAAAAAUCGUCAGAAUUCAAGAGCCCCAUGAACAAAUUUAUAAAACCUUCCAACAAAACUGUUGCUAUACAACCAAUGGGCAGCAAAACAAUAGACAAUGCUUACUGGGCCUCUGCUAGGAAAUCAGACUCAUUUAACUUCCAAUUAGAUGAUUCAGGAAGUUCUUUCAAUGACUCAUCUGUUUCAAACAAAUCAAAUAAAAUUGUUGAAGAAAGCAAUGAUAAUAUCCAUGAAAUGGAAACCCAGCAGCCUUUUAAAGCUAAUGAUAGUACAGAUUCUAUUUAUACUGCUAAUACGCAAGUAGCUUCGCCUUCCGUACAUUGUAUGGAAACGCAGCCACCUGUCUUAGAUAUUCAUGUGCAAGACACGCAGCAAGCGCCUGACAUUCACGCUCUGGACACACAAAAUGUACCUGACACUAUACAUAAUUGUGACACGCAAGCUCCAAUCACAGAUAAAUUACCUGAAGUACGCAAAUUAGAUGACCAGGAAAAUUUACAAAUUGAUCUGUUCUUAGCAAAUAAAGAAAAUGAGAAUAGUUUGGACAAUAUAUUUAAUGCAGAAACGCAAGCGUUUGUUGUAGAAAAGGAACCAGUUUUGGUUGAACCAAAGAAAUCUGAGAAUAUUAAUAAAAGUGUUGAUGAAUCAACUAAAAUUAAGGAUGACUCUGAUGAAGAAAUUGCGUUUGAAGAACUGAAUUCACAAUCAUUCCAUGACGAUUUUGAGUCGCAGCCGAUUAUGCUGUCUGGCAAAGUUUCCCCACCAAUAGAGAGGAUAGAAAAGAUUGAAGUAAGCUUGAAUAAAAUCAGACGAGAGUCCGGCAGUUCAACUGAUUGUGAAGAUAUGGAUAUCUUACCAAAUCAAAAAUUAUCAACUGAUAUUGACAUGUUACCAACCCAAAAGAUUAUAGUUGACUCGAAAACUGAGAAAAUAAAUAGUGAUAUUGGUGUUCUGCCAAUUCAAAAAAAUGUUGAGGAUAUAGAGAUGCUGCCUACUCAAAAAAUUGUGAAUAAUGAUGAUGAUAACUUAACCGAUUGUGAAGAUGAAGAUGAAUUAGUCAAAAAUGACGCCAAAGUAGCAAACGCUAGCGCGAGCCCGGAAAUAGAUUUUGAAGAUAUGGCUACACAAAUUAUUGGGGAAGACGUAAUAGAAGCUGAGAUAAAUAAAACUGUAGACAGUGUAGACCAAACUGAUGGCCUCAGUAAAGGAAUCAGUUUUGAAGAGUUGCCCACACAAAUAAUUACAGAUGACUCUAAGGAAGAAAAUUUCGAAGAAUUGCCAACUCAAAUUUUAACUGAUGAAGGAGAAAUUGAUAAACCAAAUGAAGAGGUUUAUUCUGAAGAAAUGAUUAGUCCUUUUAAAGUACCUUUCCGAACUCCUUUAAAAGCUAAGAAGACUCCCACGAAAGCGUCAACUCCAAAAGUUGUAAUAAAUGUUGAUGAUGAUGACGAUCCCAACUAUUAUGCAGCCACGCAAGAUUUAUUGAAUGAUCUCUGUACUCAAAGAGAACCAUCAACAGAUUCUAUCAAAGAAAAUUCGUCAAACCAGAAAGAAAAAGGUGAUGAUGAUGAAUUAGUACCAUGUUCCGUAGAAGGUUACGAAAUGGGUGAUAGAUUUAGACACAUAGAAAGUGAUAUGUCGCCAAUAAAGAAAUCAGAGAGUGGAGAAUCUUCCAGUGACACUGAGACGGAGGAGGUGUCUGAUCAGGACUCUGGAAUCACCCACAUUAAGAAGCGGAAACCAAGAGUACAUGCCAAACGAGAUCUCUCUAAAAAGCUCGAAGAACUACCUUCUAGAGUUAUGACGAGAGUUCGUAAACCUACUCUUAAAGUACGAGAAUCUCUCAAGAUGGCUGAUAGUGAUGAUAAUAUUGAUGCAGAUAUUGUAAGCGAAAAUAUAUCACGUUUAAAAAGCAAAACAGUCAAAAAGAAAGAGAAAGAAGGUGAGCAGUCUAAAAGAUUAGACGAGCCCACAAAAAGGCCUCAUUCGCGGAAUGAAAAUAAGAAAAAGGACAAACCAAUUGAAGAGUCUGUAAGUGACAGUAAGGGUAGAAGUAGUCGAUCUAAAACAAAGAAAUCCGAGGAAACUAAAUCAAAAACUGACGAUCAUAAAGACUCUGAUGAUAAAACAGUUAGGAGUACACGAAGUACAAGAAAUAACAAACAUAACAGUAAAGACGAGAAAUCAAAGGGCAAAGAACAGAAGAGCAAAGAGGAAAAGAAAUCCACAUCAAGAAGUGAAUCUAAUUCAAGAAAAGAUUCUCAUUCUAGGAAUCAUUCUAAAUCUAGAAGCGAUUCUAAAACCAGAAGUAAUUCUAAUAACAGAAGUGAUUCAAAAACUAGAAGUGAUUCUAAAAAUAUAAGCGAUUCUAAGAGAAGUGAUUCUAAAACCAGAAGUGAUUCAAAAACUAGAAGUACUAGAAGCACUAAAGAAAACAAAAACACAUCAAAGUCCGAAGACAAAACCCCAGAAACAGAGAUACGAAGAAGCUCACGACAAAAAUCUAAAGAAAUCACACCAAAACAUGAAAACAGUACUGUAUACUUAUCCUCAGAGUCCAGUACAGAGUCGCCUAAGAAUUUAAAAAGGCCAGCGACGAAUGAGUUGGAAGUGCCAAGUCCUAAACGAACAAGGUCUUUGCCAAUUUCUAAGAGUUCAUCGACAUGUUCAGCCAGUACGUCUGUACAGAGCACUCCGGUUAGGGCUGAAACGCAAUAUGUUUUGUUCACGGCGUUUUCUAAUGAUGAUGUGAGGAGUAAACUUGAGAAGUUAGGAGCAGUAAUAGUCACAGACGUGAUGUCGUGCACGGUUCUGGUGACGCUUCAAAUAAAGCGCACGUUCAAGUUGUUGUGCGCGGUGGGGCUCGGGAGGCCCAUCGUCGGCCCCGAGUGGGUGCAGGCCUGCGCCGACACCAACACUAUAGUUGACCCAUGGCUGUACCUAAUAAAGGACUCGCAAGCAGAGAGGCGGUUCCAGUUUAGUCUAGAGAGGACCCUUAAGGGCGGGAGGAACUUCCUCGAGGGAUACCACGUGUCGGCCACGCCCAGCGUGAUGCCUUCCGCGCAGGAGAUGAAACUGAUCGUGGAGUGCUCGGGCGGGGCGUGGCAGGCCUCGGGGCCUAACUGGGUGUGCGUGACGUGCGCGGCGGACCGCGCGCUGUGGGGCGCGCUGCGGCGGCGCGGCGCCGCGCUCGUGUCCACCGAGUUCAUCCUCGGCGGCGUGCUGCGCCAGCGGCCUGACGUCGAGGACGCUUCCUUCGGAGAGCCCACGGCACGUGCAGCCAAGAAGGAACCUUCCGGAGACCUUGUAUCCACUACAGCAGCCAGGAAGCCGGACUUCAUAUGCCCCGAGUGCGGCCGACGGUGCCUCUCUAGAAUAGGGCUCACCUCACACGCCAGGUCACACACCAAAACCUAA
Cydia amplana is the source of this 4068-nucleotide messenger RNA. RefSeq lists its product as uncharacterized. The transcript has 10 exons. Bases 127 to 4068 code for a protein of 1313 amino acids. Gene Ontology annotation, molecular function: protein binding. NCBI's taxonomy places the organism in Eukaryota, Metazoa, Arthropoda, Insecta, Lepidoptera, Tortricidae. The record is from RefSeq and is a predicted model, not a curated record.